Wallemia ichthyophaga EXF-994 is the source of this 1389-nucleotide messenger RNA. RefSeq names its product putative argininosuccinate lyase. Gene Ontology annotation, cellular component: cytosol. The transcript has a single exon. The record is from RefSeq and is a predicted model, not a curated record. The coding region runs from base 1 to 1389 and encodes 462 amino acids. Gene Ontology annotation, molecular function: argininosuccinate lyase activity. NCBI's taxonomy places the organism in Eukaryota, Fungi, Basidiomycota, Wallemiomycetes, Wallemiales, Wallemiaceae.
AUGGCCAACAACGACUUCAGAAAACAGAAAUUAUGGGGAGGCAGAUUCACAGGUGAAACUGAUCCUUUGAUGCACCAAUACAAUCAAUCACUCAGCUACGACAAGAGACUCUACGAGGCAGAUAUCCGCGGGUCUAAAGCAUAUGCUCAAGCGCUCGCUAGAAUUGGCAUACUUGAUCAAUCUGAAGCUACGCAGAUUCAACAUGGUCUUGAUAAGGUUGGUCAGGAAUGGUCCACCAACUCAUUCACUAUCCAUCCCCAAGACGAGGACAUACACACCGCCAACGAGCGUCGCUUGACUGAGAUUAUUGGCCCAGUCGCCGGUAAACUCCACACAGGUCGUUCACGCAACGAUCAAGUAGUCACAGAUGUCAGACUCUGGCUGGUCGAGCAGACCAUACUGGUUGAGACAUUCCUUAAAGACCUCAUAGGCGUAAUCAGCAGCAGGGCUUUGAAUGAGAUUGACGUGCUUAUGCCCGGCUACACUCACCUCCAACCCGCUCAGCCUAUCAGAUGGUCACAUUGGCUCUGCUCCCAUGCUUUCUCCUUCGCAAAUGACCUCGAUCGUCUGAGAGGUCUUAUGCCACGUUUAAAUAAGUCUCCACUCGGUUGCGGCGCUCUCGCUGGUCACCCUUUUUCCAUCGACAGAGCAACUCUCGCAAAAGAUCUCAACUUUGGCGGCGUUAUUGAAAACUCUAUGAACGGCGUAGCUGAUCGUGACUUUAUCGUCGAGUGGCUCAUGUGGGCUACUCUCACCCUCACUCAUAUGUCGCGCUUUGCGGAGGAUCUUAUCAUCUACUCCACUAACGAAUUCAACUUUGUUACUGCUGCAGAUGCCUACUCUACGGGUAGCUCUAUCAUGCCACAAAAGAAAAAUCCAGACAGUCUUGAAUUGUUGAGAGGUAAAAGCGGUAGAAUCUUUGGUCAGAUGACAGGUUUCUUGAUGUCGCUUAAAGGUCUGCCCUCUACUUAUAAUAAAGAUCUUCAAGAAGAUAAAGAACCUCUGUUUGAUUGCGUCGAUAGCAUGAAAUCGUCGUUACAAAUAGCCACUGGUGUGAUUUCAACACUCAACAUACAUCCUGAGCAAAUGCACAAGAGUCUUGGAAUGGACAUGCUCGCUACCGAUUUAGCUGACUAUCUCGUCAGAAAGGGUAUUCCAUUCAGAGAGACCCAUCACAUUUCAGGCAGAUGUGUCGCUUUUGCGGAGAAGAACAAAAUUCAAUUGUCUGACAUCACUCUCGAUCACCUCCAACAAAUCGACAGCAGAUUCAGUGAGGAUGUCAUGCAGGUGUGGAACUUUGAAGCCUCCGUCGAUCGCAGAAAUGCUAUUGGUGGUACUGCUAGAAGUGCUGUCGAGGAGCAAAUCAAGACGUUGCAGAGUUUGCUUUGA